AUGGUUGAGAAGACGUCUAAGUUCAAGUUGGCCUUUGUUGGUCCUGUUUGCUCGGGCAAGACUACAUUGAUCAACACUCUCUUUGGUGUUUCAUUGCCCAUCGUAACAACAACUCGAAUCACUAUACUACGCUAUAGUACACUGGCAGAAUCAUCAGUCAGUUUCCACAAGUUGGUACCUAGUGGUACUGAGAUCAUCGCCGAUGAACCUGUGAUCAGUCUGGCAACAGUUGCCGACCCAAGGCAAGCGACUAAGAUAGCUUGGCCUCUGCUCCGUCGCCCUGCAGAGGAAGAUGACAACUCCAUUGAUGAGUGGACGCAGAAGAUAGUGGUGAUCAGUUACCCUAUCCCGAUGCUUGAGGGCGGUCUAGAGGUGUACGACAUCCCAGGUACAAGAAAUGACGAGCAUGUUUACACAACAGCGAUGCGGUCCAACUUCUUCUCUCAUGUCAGUCCCAACGCUGCUGUCUUUUGCUAUGUCAACCCUGCAUUCUCAGACACAGAGGUUCAAUCAUACAAGGACUUCAAAAGUCAAACAAAGAUUGUCGAUGGCUUUGAUUUGGACUCACAUGUCUUCUUUGCCAACACAAAGUUCAACGUGGCAGCAUUCAAGAACAGUCAAAACCUUGACAACCUACAUGAUGUUACCGAUGAACAUCUGCUACAGGAGGAGAUUUCAAUCUUUCAACAGUUGAGUGUUCGAAAGGUGUUGAAUGGGCGAGCCAAGCCAUCACAGUUCUCCUUGGUCAACUCGAUGGACUUCUUGGCGGCCAAGCAUGGCAGCAAGCGAUUGUUUGGACGGUUCGUUGAGCGACUGACGAGGUGGAUGAUCUCAAUCAGACACUCAAUCAUAAAGUUCGUUCUCGAUGAGCUGAUUGAGCUGUGCCAGAGGUUCUACACCUUUGUCCUUCCAAACAGAGGUGUGAGUGAAUCCCCAGCAACGUCGUCAUCCGACUUUCCAAAGCAGGUGGACCAGUUCCUCAACAACCUUUGGCUGCAAUAUAAGGAAUCAAUCAUGGAGCUCCCCAAACUACUCACCCAACAAUGUGAGGUGUCCAAAGAUGUGGCAAUGGAGAUGGCAGGUGACAUUGAGCUCCAGCAGUACGAUGGCAAGGAAGGAAACUCUUCAUUCAAACUGGAGGCCAUUGGAGCAUUCAAGGCAAAGAUAUCGCGUUGGUUCUUUGACAAUAUUACAAGUCCGGUGGUCAUGACACUUCGCGGACGUCUAGAGAUCAAAUGUAAUGAAGCCAUUCAAUCACAACAAAACAACCAAUAUAUAUUGGAACUACUCAAAGACAAAGAGUAUUCAUUGGAUAGUCUAACAUGGGACAUUGGCAAGAAGCUGUUUGACUCUUUGUCUCAAUCAUUGAGACUACAACACAGGGUACAGAAGCCCAGGACCAGCCUCACACCCAACAAAAAGGUGAUCAACAAACAGUUUAAGAGGAGGAUCAUGGAGAAGAUACUCUCAUUGUGUGGAUACUAUCUCUACAUGCCCGACAUGGUAUUGGGCAUUGAAAAGGUCUUUCAGGAUUAUAUGAAGGAGAUGAAAGCGCCCAUCUCAAUAUAUACACGAUUCCUGGCCAAGUUGGAGAGUCUAAGGACGCGCAUCGAAGACCUGUCCAGCCUACAUCACAAGAUUGGCAUGCUACACAUGGAGACAAUGGCCAAUCAAUUCAAACUCAACAACCCAUUUCACACAAUCACUGGCAUGGCCAACAUUGUUGGAUACGGACCGUCUGGAGUCACCUUUGCUGGCGUACUUGGUGGCAGGACAGUCUAUGUCAAACAGAUGGCACACAUUGCCAAUCAACCAUCGCCUACUAUCACACCUUCACACUUGGCCUUCUUCGAGGAGGCAUACUACACACUUUUGAUCACUGACAAGGAUGGCGACCUUCUACCACUUCUCGCCGUGUUUCAUGACACAACCUGUACACAACUUGUAUACCCAAGUCACGGUGUAGACCUAAUGACUUACUUGGACAACAACCCAGUGACAUACUAUCAAGGCCUGGUAAUAGCAGAGUCAGUUGCCAGGGCCAUCGAAGAGAUACAUACCCUUGGAUUCAAUCAUCAUGAUAUUAGAUUGGAGAAUAUAUUUAUUAAUGCAACAGUAUUUAACUUGGACAUCAAGCUUGGCAACAUUGGCUGUCCCAACAAGACACUGGCGAGCCAACUGCCAAGACGAGACGUUGCUGAAUUUGCAAAUGUGUUGGUCAACAUCUCAAACAAGGUCAACAUGCUGAAGGACGUCCACAAGUUAAGUCAAUCAAUGGGCAACAGAGUGUUGGAAUGGAACUUGAACAACCUGAAAUUCAUUCAAGAUAUCCGAGACUGUGAGGAACGGCUGUCCCAGCUCAGUGUCAACGAACUGACACAAAGUGUCAACCAUCAGUUGGUGAUUGGCGAAGCACUCAAGGCUAGUUGGGGUGUACCAAGCUCCCCUCCACCAAUCAAUCCUUUAACCAACUCAAUGAUCACCAUCAAGCUUAGCGAUAUCAUACGUGACCUAGAAGAGCGAAUAGCAAUGUUCCAGGCGGUAGACAGUCAACCUUUGCAACUUGAUCAAUAA
Acytostelium subglobosum LB1 is the source of this 2574-nucleotide messenger RNA. RefSeq lists its product as hypothetical. NCBI's taxonomy places the organism in Eukaryota, Evosea, Eumycetozoa, Acytosteliales, Acytosteliaceae. The record is from RefSeq and is a predicted model, not a curated record. Gene Ontology annotation, molecular function: protein kinase activity; ATP binding. Bases 1 to 2574 code for a protein of 857 amino acids. The transcript has a single exon. Gene Ontology annotation, biological process: protein phosphorylation.